AGUUUUUCAAUUUAUCUGAUAUAAGGAAAAGCAGAAGAAUUAAUCAGCAGUAAUUGCUUCAUCCCUCCCAUCAAAAGUCAAAGAAACCAUCGAGUGCACGGAAAGAAAGCAAGAAAAAUGGAAACCGUAUCAUCAGCUUACACAUGCAACUCAUGCCAAAUCCAAUUUUCACUUUCUGAGGACCAAAGAUCGCAUAUGAAAGGAGAAUGGCACAGAUAUAACUUGAAGAGAAGAGUGGCACAAUUGCCUCCUUUGUCUGAGGAGCUGUUCAACACCAAGGUCACCACCGUCAGUGAACAGAAAAAGGAGGAGAUGGAGGCUGAUGGCAAAAUGGAGAAGUUGGGCAAAGGCAUGCAAAACCUCGAACUUAGUACGAAGCAACAGCGCAGAAAGCAACGUGAAGAGUUACUCGAGAAGAAAAGGAAGCUUUUGGAGCUCGCUAAGAAUAGGCUAGUCAGUAAUGGAGGUAGAGUCAGGAUUGGAGAAGAUGGAAAAAUAGUAGUUGAGAAGAAAGUAGCCACACAGGAAGAGGAGCGUCUCAAGGAAGAGGUUGAAGAAGCUGUUCGUCAGGAAAACGAAAAUGUUGUGGAUGAGGAGACGUUGAUCAAGGAAAAACUUGCGAAGAAGGUGGAUGUUCCAGUGACGAAGUGUAUUUUUUGCAAAAACGAGGAAUUUGAAAACGUUGAUGGUACCUACGAGCAUUUGUUCAAGAAGCAUGGUCUUUACGUUCCAGAAAAGGCAUACCUAGUUAACAAGGAAGGACUCCUCUCCUACCUAUACGAGAAGAUUGGCUACGGUAACGUGUGUUUAUCGUGUAGCUUUCAGGGAAGAAACUUUCAGAGUAUCAUCCAGCACAUGUUGAGCAAAAACCAUAUUAAGAUACCGUAUGAGGCAGAGGACGAGAAGUUGGAGAUCAGUGAUUUCUACGACUUCUCCAAAACAUACGAGGUGGAUGACACCGGUGCAGAUGGAAAUGAAGAGGAGUGGGAAGACGUUGCGGAAGAAGAUUUGGAGAACGACGAGGACAUUGACGGCGAAAAGCUUUAUGCGUCCGAAUACGGGUUGCAUUUGCCUAACGGAGUGGUUCUUGGACAUCGGUCACUUGUCAAGUACUACAAACAGAACUUGAAACCUGAGAAGGAGUGGACAGAGGCAGAGGGUACAGUGAUGGCUGCAGAAACGAGGAACUUUGUAAAGACGAUUGAUUCGAAGGCGAUUGCGCAACAGAAACGGGUGUGGACCAGGGAGGCCAAGAGCAAGGACAGGAACGACAGACGGGCCCAAAAGUUCAUCAACUGGCAACCGCAUUACAGAGACGAAUUGCUACAGUAGGUAAAUACUGAGCUGUGCCUAUGCAGUAUUAUAUAUUUCAGAUAACUGAAUAAACAAGUGCGUCAAGUGAGUAGUUAGUUUAUCCGUAAGUUAUGCCCGGAGAAAAAAGGGCCACGCCG
Molecule: messenger RNA, 1451 nt
Organism: Pichia membranifaciens NRRL Y-2026
Lineage: Eukaryota; Fungi; Ascomycota; Pichiomycetes; Pichiales; Pichiaceae
Exons: 1
Coding region: 118-1332 (404 amino acids)
Biological process (GO): ribosomal large subunit biogenesis
Cellular component (GO): preribosome, large subunit precursor
Molecular function (GO): nucleic acid binding; zinc ion binding
Source: RefSeq, a predicted model, not a curated record